CAGACUGCGCCAUACUGUUAUGAACAAUAGGUGCCGCCAGGGCCUAUACGUCUUGAGCGGAAGAAAUACGCCCGCGUACCCAGGUGGGUCCGAGCACACAUGACAGGGGCAGCUAGUAACUAACGUUAGCUAGCAAAAUAAAAUAAGAAUAUUAGUCAGCUAUCUAGCUUAUCGACCAUGGAGGACCUACCUGCAGAUAUCAAAGCUUUCCUUCUGAAUCACCCAUUUUUUGAACUUACGGACGACGGCAAAAAGAUCAAAUGCGUACUCAAUGGACAUGAUUGUCCUUGCAACCUCACAGAGCUCCAGAACUUCACCAAAGGGAAGAAAUAUCAGAAAAUGAGUUCUACUGCAGAGUUCAACUAUAGUCAAUAUGAACCACAUGUUGUGCCCAGCUCGAAGCAACCCAAUCAUCUCUUCUGCAAGUUGACACUCAGACACAUUAAUCGCUUGCCACACCACGUCUUACGGCAUGUCAAUGGGAAGCGGUUCCAAAAAGCGAAGAAGAAAUAUGAAGAGUGUGUACAACAGGGGGUGAAGUACAUGCCAGCCUGCCUCCAACAGAAGAAGCCCAGAGAUGGGGAGAGGGGGCGCAACAUCCAGCGGGGGAAUGGAGCGUGGGCUCCUGACUCAAGCGACGAGGGUGGCAGCGACUCAGAGGACAGCAUGAGUGACCUGUACCCAUCCACUUUAUUCUCUCUGAAAAAGGAGACGGAACAGGGUAUGGAGGCGGAAAAAGAUGACAUUCAAACUGAUGAUGAGAUGGAGAUUGAUAAACAGGCGCCACAGAAACGCAAGAAGGUUCAGGCUGGUGGUUUACAGAAGAAAUUCAAGAAUCAUUACUGUAAAAUAAAAGGUUUUAAAGACCAUGUUAAAAAUGGAAAAUAAAGGGGAAUGCUGCACUUC
Coregonus clupeaformis (lake whitefish) is the source of this 906-nucleotide messenger RNA. RefSeq names its product surfeit 2 (gene surf2). The coding region runs from base 178 to 888 and encodes 236 amino acids. The transcript has 6 exons. The record is from RefSeq and is a predicted model, not a curated record. Lineage: Eukaryota; Metazoa; Chordata; Actinopteri; Salmoniformes; Salmonidae.